UCCCCCAAAAGUUUCGGUUUGCGUUAUGCACGUCAUCGCGUGUUUACGGAUGUUCUUGCUUAUUUUUAUAGUUGUCGUUUUCAUUUGAAAAGGUUGUUUCUACUGGGAAGUGUGCAAAUGAAUAUAAAAUUUGACUUAUAGGAAUUCUAUUCAAGAUAACCGGUCUACCUCAUCUAUUUACGACUACUUUUGUGGGGGACAGAAUUUUUUCCCUAGACUUUGUGUUGAAGAAAACCUUUUAGAGAUCAUCAAAACCUGGGUAAACCUCUGCACUAAAUAAGAUAAAGAAAUCUGCUAAAAGAUGAAUUGCGAAAUUUGUAACAAAUCUUUUACUGGAAUCGAAUGCUAUCAGCAACAUGUGGCCAGUGAUAAGCACAAGAGAAAAGUGUCAUUGCAUAAUAGUUCUAUGUCCACUGAAUCUGUCGCUGCUACUGCUUCAUUUUCUGAGAUUCAACAUGUAGAUACAAAUACUUUUCCCUGUCUAUCAUGUGCUAUAAAUUUUCAAACUCUUUCUGAGUUUAUUAAACACACAGGAAGCAAAGAGCAUGCUCUUAUGAUUCUUAGAGAAAAGGACACCAAUGCUAAUGUUGAAGACUGUGACUCGACUUCUAACCUGAGAAGCUCAACAGAUUUAUUGAAGAAGAAUAAUUUCGAAGCAAUCACAUCUUGGAAACCGAGAUGUGAAAAAUGUGAUAAAAAUUUUUCUGGUCCUGAGUCAUAUCAGCAACAUAUUGAUAGCUUUGAACAUAAAAGGAAAUGUGGUUUAAUAGCUACUGUUGAAAUUCCAGUAAAUGUACCAUUGGCAACUCACUGCACCUUAUCUUGUGAACCAUGUGGCGUUACUUUAUCUGGUCCGAUACCAUAUCAAGAUCACAUGCGUAGCAAAGGCCACAAGAAGAAAGUCCUGGCUUCAUCUUACAAGUUUAAUGAGAACUCAAAAGAAAAUUGUAACAGUGAUUCUGUUGAUAACGCUCCUGAUGUUGAACUGUCCAAGAAGACUAGCUGCAUUGUUUCAUCUCUUGCGUGGUAUUGCGAAUUAUGUGACGUGCGAUGUUCAGGUUUAGAUCCUUAUCAGGCCCACGUGAAAGGCAAAGGGCACAGUAAGAAAAUGAUCAGGAAAGAAGCUGUUUCGAAACAAAAUGAGCUACAAAGUUUGUUAUUGGGACAGGCUUCAUCACUUGGUAGCUCUGCCCAAGCUUCGGGACAGUUUAUGUCGCCUUCACAAGUGGAUGGAAGAAGUGGAAGUGAAAAUACUGUAACUGGAGAUUUGGGGGAAGAAGUAAAAAAAUCACUUUACGGUGAAGACUGGGAUGUCAAAAUUAGCACUCCAUCUACCCUCAACCUGACCUUUUUCGCUGUUGGUGAAAAAGUAGAUUUUAACAAGAAUUCCAAGACACAAAUUGAAGUUAAGGAUUUGGAUAUGAUUGAUGUUAAAGAAGAAGAGGAAGAAAACGAAGAAAUGGAGGAGUAAUAAAUACCAGCUUCCCUGGGGCAGAAUUUUUUGGGGCUUUCUGCGACAAACCUCUCUAGCAAUAAUAUCUUUCUGCAAGACACUAUUAAUAAUAAUCAAUCUUCAUGUUAUUCAUUAAAUUUUUAAAUUCAAAGUAACAGAAACAUAUUUUAAAAAAAAAGUCUAUCUGGAUAUAAUACAAUUGCAGGUAUUUUUUUUAAAUGAUUGUGUAAUAUUUUUUUAUUUAGAUAUCAUGGGCGAUAUUCUCCUAUUUUGUAAAAGGAAAACUCCCCAAUAAUUUCUUUUUUCGCUUUUCGUAAAUCAUCAUCACAUUAAAAAAAAAUCGUAAAAUCUGUGAAGGAAAAAAAAAAGCAAUUCUUAUUUUACUUUUCUCAAAUAAGAAUUUAAAAAAUAACGAGCAUUUCUUCCCCUCUGAUGUGUGAAAAAGGCAUCUAUUGAAUAUAAUUGUGGAGGAAAAAAAAUUUCAAGUAUUUCUGCAGCAAAGAAAUUUUUUGCUUCAAUAUUCUUUAUUUUUCAUUCUUCUCAAAUAAGAAUCGAAAAAUGUUGAACAUUUCUUUCCCCUCCGAUGGGCGAAAAAGGCAUCUUUUAAAUAUAAUUUUAGGGACUAAAAAAUUUCCAAAAUUUUUGCAGAAAGGAAAACCUAAAGUUUUUACUUUCUAAAGGAAAAUUUUUCUGCAAGAACUCUGUAUCGUUCUGCGACAAUGUCGCUGUGUCGCCACGAUUCUGACUCUGGGACCAGCUUAUGUUAUGAUUUUUUUUUAAAGAAUUCUAUUUUUAAUUGUCAAUUUAAAACUUUGUAAUGUCAAUUGAUUAAGAUUUUUUGGGGGUGGGGGGGUGAAUUUCAGCUUAGUCUUAUUUAACUAGACAAAAUUAAUUUAUUUUAUCAAAUCUUCAAGUUUUUAAAAGCUGAGUGUUUGAAGAUACUAAGUGCCAAUCUUUGAGUAUUUUAGGUGUGAAAAAAGGCCCCUAGUAUUUUUCAAUGAACAGUUGACGAAUGACCUUAAAAGACCACUCUUGGCAGCAAAUUAAAAUGCUAUGAAUUCGAACAGCUUAAAUGAGUGUUUGUGAUUUAUAAACAGACAAAUAAAGAAAAGAUGCAUUAUUUAUAUCCUAUUGUUAUAUUAUGAACUUUAAAACUAGUUUACUCAAGUUCAUUUCGACAACAUUUAAAACCUUUAUCCAGCAUCUACUCAGCUCUUCAAUUAAAUAGAACUUUUACUUGUGUUAUAUAUUUUUCAAAUUAAGCUUAGUCUAUGUAGUGUGAAAGCUUACAGUUAUAAAUUUUCUUUUGAAGUUUUUGUAAUAUUUUUCAAAGGAAUACAGUAAAAGUUGCAUGGAAACUCUUCUGUUGCAGAUGUUUAAUAAAGUUGUAAACUUUACAAAGAAAAAGGGUUAUUAUAAACUUUGGGUGAAAAAUGCCUACAUUAGCAUUAACUAUUUUUAUAUUAUUUUUUUUAAUGUUUUAUAAUUAUUAAUUCUACUUAUCUUAAUAUAUGCUAAUACUCAUAAACAACCUAAACAGUUUUUGUUAUCUAGGAGUUUAGUGUAGAGCAGUUCCUUAGUGACUUUUACUUUUUUCUUUGCAUGCAUGUUUAGAAACUUUUUUUUAUAUUUGUUUUUACUUCAGACAUUUCUAUUACUGUAUCUUACCUUUUUUCUCCGCAUAACUAGCUUUUGUGUCAUUUAACUGCACAUAUCGUCAAUCCAGCACAAGCUUAAUUUCCUUUUGUAAUUUGAAAAAUUCUCCAAAGGAAUAAGUACUUUAAAGUUUUAUUACUGUAAAUUCGUAAAUCAAUUCAAUUAAUUUAUUGCAAAAGAAGAAAAAUAUUUUUUGUGAUUGUGUCUUUUAUUUUUAAAAAUAAAAUAUAUUAAGCAGCAAAACUAUAUAAUAUGUAAAAAAUGUGAAGGCUUAAUAUUUAAUCAAUUGCAUAAAAAUUUAUGAUGCAUUUAUUCAAAGUUAUUUCAUCCAUUAUAUUUAUUUUGUCCCUGAAGAUUUAAUAUUUUAUGUCACUUAGUGAUACAUUUCAAAAGUUAUAAGCAGAUAGUAUAAGCCAUAUAUAAUCUAAAAAAUCUUUUGCUGUUCAGCAAUAGGGUGUUCUGUAAUGAUUGCAUUUAAUAUAUAUUUUUAAAAUCCUAUGCACAUUAUGAAUUGCUAAUUAAUGUUCAAGUUAGAUAAAAAAAAAUUCAAUUUAGGGCCUUAGUGCAAAAGAAAAAAAAAAUGGUGAGUCCAAAUUAAUAAAUGGUUGGUAAGUCAAUUGAAUUAUAAAAAGAAAAAAGGUUUUCUUAAUUUUCCUGUACGUGAUUUGCUACAUAGGAGAGAAGUGCUUUCACAUUUGUGCUCAAUUCUUGCAGUAUUUGAAGCAACUAUAUAGUGAUAGUGAAAAUAAAUAUAAAAGGUUUCGUCUUCGAUUUCUCUUAUGUAUUUCGAUUUCUCCUAUGUAUUUCGAUUUCUCCUAUGUAUUUUGAUUUCUCCUAUGUAUUUCGAUUUCUCCCUCACUACAAAGUUAAAAAAGGUUGAUUUUACUUUUGUGCCUUAUUCUUGCAUCAAUUAUCUUGUUGAUUUGCAUUGAAUUACAUUUAUUCAUUAUUUAAAAUUAUUUAUGAUCAGGAGGUUUUAAUUGGAUAAAAUGGUUAUGUCAUUCACAUCAUCGGAAGAAAAAAAAAUUAAGUCAUAUUUAAUAUUUGUGUUGUUUUUUAGCCAAGUCAGUUAAGUUUUGUAAAUCCAGUCAGUUAAUUUGUGAUAUUUUAGUUAAGUUUUGUAAUAUUUUCAAAGUGAUAUGUAUAACAUGCAAUGUGCUUGAAAAAUAUUUAUUCAUAUUAUUUAUGAUUUUAUGUUUGCACUUAAAAUGUCUAAAGUAAGUUCAAGCUAAGAUAGAAAUAUAUCAAUAAUAAGUGGGAUAUUAACUAAAUUUACAUUAUCCUGUUUUACUUUCAUGAAUUUGUGAAAUUUGAAAGUAAAAGAAUUUUUACUUUUAAUGAAACUUUGUCUUAGAAGAUUGUGAUACAAAAUAAAAAGCAUUUAUAUGAGUAUAUAACAUUUAUGUAAGGAAGAUUUUGUGACCAUAAGAAGAUUCUGUGCUCCAUAAUGAAUGCCCUUAAUAUUCAUUUUUAGAAUUUUUGUUAAAUAUUAAAUUGAAAAAAACAAAAAAAACAAAAAAAAAACAGGCCCAAAUACUAGUUUUGGAUCACAUAUUGAUAUUUGUGCCAGAAAAAAAUAAACAUUCUAUCAAAAUCUAACUGCAACUAAUGGGAAGCUGAUAACAUCUUAAAACAGUUUUAGUGUGGAAAAUUUUUUUUAUUUUGCUCCCUUAGCUGAUUAUCUGCUAAUUUUUAUUAUAUCACCAACUGUGAUUUUGUUUCAUUUUUAUGUUAAUUUUUGUAAUGAUAUCAAACGAGGUUUCGUUCAUGUUUCUUGUGUCACUAAUGUGUUGUCCAAAAAAUAUUUUGGUUUACUUGAGACUGAGGAGAAAUUAUACAACAGUAUACACUAAAAAAAGGAAUUUUAUUUUUUGGACCUUAAGCUUUUUAUCAUUCUUUUUUUAAAAAUUACUUAUUUUAAUAAAAAGUAAUUUAACUUACGAAUGCACUUUGGAAAACAGCUUAUUUUUGUUAGCACAUGUUUUUAAGUUGGUAUGUAUAUAUAUAUAAUAAAAGUGCUCUGUAAUGAACGCCCUUAAUAUUCUCUUUUGGAAUGAUUGUUAAAUAUGAACUUAAAAAAAAAAUGUUUAUAUUAAUUUAGUCACAAAUUGAUGUUUAUGGCAAUAAAAACAUAUAAACCAUAUUGAAUUCUGUUCAACUGAAACAGAGGUGAAGCUGAUAACAGCAAAACCAGUUUGUUUGCCUGAACAUCCAAUAGUGUAUCUAUUUCUUUUUGCUCAAAGAAAUUCUGAAUAAAAACUUUUUGUAUUUAAGACCUAAAUUGUACAAUAAAUUACCUCUACUAGUAAAAUCAGAAACCUCUUUUAAAUUGCAAGAAAUUUUUAAAAGCAAUUAUUUUUUCAACUGAUGACAGAAAAGUUCAUUACAAAAUUUCAUUUCAUAUUUCUUUUUAGCUCAUAAUUUUUUAUGAAGCUGAUCAGCUUAUCACUGCUGCCUUUUUUCUAAUUACCUGCAUGAGGAUAUUCCUUGGCAGUACAAAUCUAGGUUUUUCUUGUUUUUAUUUUAAAGCUAUCAUAUAAUAAAGAUUAACACUUCUAAAUUGCAAAUUUUUUAUUGAAAAUUAUAUUAAAGCAUAAUUCAUAUAUAGUGCAUAAAAAUAAGUAAAUAAAAUAAAAAAGUGAACUUCUUAAGCAAUAUUAGACCUAAUUUGAGAAUUUUUAUGCAUUAGGAUUCCAUCUUAAUAGUUCAAGGGUUUUACCCUAAAAACGCUAAUAUUAUUGGUAAACUUAAAUAUUAUAGACAAUAUUUUAAAUUACACGAAAUUAUACACAAAAACCUACUAAUCCCAGAAUAAACUUGCACUCUUUUUUUAAAAAAUAAAUAAAUCUAGGAUUCGAAUUUUUGACCUUCAAAGUAUGGGGGCGUAUCCUUUGUUUAGGAAAGAGCUCAAAAGUUUAUACUGUUACUUUCUAUUUUCUGGUAUUUUACCAAAUCUCAAGAACUUUUCAAAUAAAGCAAGUUUUUGCACAGAAUUUUACAAUGUAUUUAUCCAAAAGUAUAUAAUUUCACAUAAAAAAUAAUUUUUAAUAAUUAUUUAUUCAGUUUUUUACUAAUAGUCAAAAAUGUAUUGAAUUGGAAGGUGUACAUUUUUUUAUACUUUUUUAAAGUUAAUAAUUUAAAAGGACAAAAUUUGAAAGAAAUCAGUUGAAUGGUUUCUGAGAUUUUUAUAAAUUUGUAUUUUUAAAAUUUCAUUUAUCGAGAACUAUUUGAUCAAUUUUUGAUACCUCCGAAUCAAUUAGACUCAAAAUUGGUAUUGUUUUUAAACCAAAAUCAAUUUUAAAAAAACAUUAAAAACAGCUUAAAAAAUUUGAGUAAUAAUUAUAGUUUCAAAAAAAAUUCAAAUUGCUUUGAGAUAUAGUAUAUCGCAGCAACUAUUAUUCCUUGUAGUUACUGUUAAAUGUUCUAUCAAAUAUUGUAAUUUUCCAUAUUUUAAAAAAGUCUUGGAAAAGUCUUAUCUAUUAAUAUUUAAACUUGAAACAUCAUUGAAAAAAGUUUAUAAAGCUAUACUAUUGAAGUUCUUCGUCAAACCAUAUCACCAUAUAUAAAAUUAUUUAAAUGUAUAUAUUUAUUUAUGCUUAAUAUAUAAAAACUUUUAUUUCUUUUUUGUCAAUCUGAACCAUGCACAGAAAAUCAUGUCUUAAGAACUGAAGUUUAUCACUUGUUGAGUUAUGAAGCCCACCUAGCUUCAGGUUGAUGGAUCCCUGCAUGUCUUUGAAGAAAGCCAGCUGGUAUAAAUACCUGAAUAAUAUGCUUUACUUUUUUUUUAAAAAAUCAAAUUUGUUAAGUGACUGUUGAGUUAUAUGUAGAGUUUUUAGGAGCACAUUUUAUGAACUAAUCCUAAAUGUGUCAAUAUUUUAUUUCACAAAAUUGUGUCUCAAAAAUUUGAUUUGUGUGACUUAAAAAAAUUCAUAUUUUUAUACUUAUUUCUUAUGUUGGAAGUAAUGUAUUUAAAGGAAAGAAAGAGUUUUUGUUUGGUAUAGAGAAUAAAGACAUGAAAUAAA
Messenger RNA from Parasteatoda tepidariorum (common house spider), 7131 nucleotides. RefSeq lists its product as uncharacterized. Gene Ontology annotation, cellular component: precatalytic spliceosome. NCBI's taxonomy places the organism in Eukaryota, Metazoa, Arthropoda, Arachnida, Araneae, Theridiidae. The record is from RefSeq and is a predicted model, not a curated record. Gene Ontology annotation, molecular function: single-stranded RNA binding; zinc ion binding; double-stranded RNA binding.